AUGGACGAGCUACGGCCACAAGAUUUGUCGUCGCUGGCAGAGUCUCCGCACGAGGAACUCUCGCACGUCGAGGGAGCUGAAGUUUCGAUCUGCACACUACAGAGAGAGAGAGAAAUGGCAGAAUCUUGGGUUUCUUCAUCAAUCCAAGAAAACCCAAAUGAGGAGGAAACAAAUGAGUCAUUGGAAUCAAUCUUUUCUUCUUCUACGUUCAACCGACAAGUGGAGAGGGAAGAAGGAGAAUUGCCCAAGCUAAGGAGCUUAUCGUCGAGCGGCAGCAGGAAGAAGAAGAAGAAGAAUCAGGUUUUGCUUGAAGGGUAUGUUGAUUCGGCUGAUGAGGACGAUCUGUCGAGGACCAAGAGCUUAACGGAUGAGGAUCUCGAUGAGCUCAAAGGGUGCUUGGAUUUGGGAUUUGGGUUCAGCUAUGAAGAAAUUCCCGAGCUCUGUAACACCUUGCUUGCUCUUGAGCUUUGUUACUCUAUGAGCCAGAGGUUCAUGGACAAGUCGCCGGAGACCUCUCCUGCUGCACUGGAUUCCUGCUCUUCUGUGUCCAGUCCGAUUGCCAAUUGGAAGAUCUCCAGUCCUGGUGACCAUCCAGAGGUUGUGAAGGUGAGGCUCAAAUACUGGGCACAGGUUGUGGCGUGCACAGUUAGAUUGUGCAGCUAG
Rosa rugosa (rugosa rose) is the source of this 663-nucleotide messenger RNA. RefSeq lists its product as uncharacterized. Bases 1 to 663 code for a protein of 220 amino acids. The record is from RefSeq and is a predicted model, not a curated record. Lineage: Eukaryota; Viridiplantae; Streptophyta; Magnoliopsida; Rosales; Rosaceae. The transcript has 2 exons.